CGGGGUCCUUUUUGUGUCUAUAGAUCUUUACUUCAUUCAUUUUUUCCACAAACCAAACUCACCAUAUAAUGACGUUUCAUACGUCUUGGAUAUCAUCCUUUUAAAUUUACAUUUAAGGCUACGAGUUCAGAAAUUGAGUGUGAAGUAUAAUGGUAUCACACGUCAUUCUAAAUACCCGCAUGGAAAUUGUGCCAUGGAUUAAAGUAUCUGGCUCUUGAGGUGGAUUUAACAUUGGAUGGGGAGUAUCUUUUCCACCCAUUAAUUUGGCCUUGCAUCGCUCUGCAAUGGAUGAAGCGUGUUGAAGCCGCCAAGACGCUGAGUUCGGUUUAGGUGCCGCCCAAGGAAGAAAUUGGCGACCGUCGCUGGCGCGACAGUUCCAGCUGAGAGAAGUUCUGGAGUAAACAGCUGUCUUUCUACUGCCUCACCGUCAAAAUGAUAUCUGGCGGUAGAAACAAGGUGAUAUUGAAAGAAUAUGAAACCGUUGGAGCUGAAAUGACCAACGUGCCCGGCUCUUACAGUAGUUGUGAUGAUACGUACGAGGCGUGGCAUAAACGGUUCAAAGAGAAGUUCAAGGCUCAAUUUGUGAAGCUGACUGACACAGAGUCGGAGUUCGACCUCAUUGGUAUUGAUGCGCCGAUCGCUAAUGCUUUCAGGCGAAUACUUAUCGCGGAAGUCCCAAGUAUGGCCAUAGAGAAAGUGCACAUCUACAACAACACCAGCAUUCUGCAGGAUGAGGUUCUUGCCCACAGGAUGGGGUUGAUCCCAUUGAAAGCGAAUCCCCUGAUGUUUGAGUACAAGGGCUCCAGUGAAGAUGCUGGCAAGCCGGAAGACACACUCGAGUUUGAGCUGAAGGUCAAAUGCAAGGUCAACCCAAACGCCCCAAGCGACGCCGCCAACCCGGCCGAGAAGUACAUUAACUCCAAUGUGUACUCAGGUGCCAUCAAGUUCUGUCCCCACGCAACGCAAGAGGGUCUGUACACCGACGAGCAGGUGGGAACCGUGCACCAAGACAUCCUCAUCGCGAAGAUGCGUCCUGGCCAUGAGAUUGAUCUUAAGCUGCACGCCGUCAAAGGCAUCGGCCGCGACCACGCCAAGUUCUCGCCGGUGGCCACAGCCUUCUACCGGCUGCUGCCGGAGGUGACCUUGACCAGGGAAGUGAGGGGAGAGUGGGCCGAGAAGCUCCAGAAGUGCUUCAGCCCCGGGGUCAUACUGCUGGAGGACGGGCCGUCGGGAGAGAAAAUCGCACGUGUGGGCGACGCGAGGUACGAUAACUGCAGCAGGAACGUGUACCGGUACGACGAGCUGAAGGACGCUGUGGUGCUGGGGAAGGUGAAGGACCACUUCAUCUUCAGCAUCGAAUCGGUCGGUGCCCAGACGCCGGAGGUGCUGUUCGCGGAGGCGGCGAAAGUGAUGCUUAGGAAGUGUGAGAUGUUUAUUGCUGCGCUGGACGAGGCAUCAAGCAAGGCAAAGGAAUAAACCCGUGUUACAGUCA
This is a messenger RNA of Pollicipes pollicipes, 1492 nucleotides long. RefSeq names its product RNA polymerase I and III subunit C (gene Polr1C). Gene Ontology annotation, molecular function: protein dimerization activity. The transcript has 2 exons. Gene Ontology annotation, biological process: DNA-templated transcription. Bases 433 to 1476 code for a protein of 347 amino acids. The record is from RefSeq and is a predicted model, not a curated record. Gene Ontology annotation, cellular component: RNA polymerase III complex; RNA polymerase I complex. NCBI's taxonomy places the organism in Eukaryota, Metazoa, Arthropoda, Thecostraca, Pollicipedomorpha, Pollicipedidae.